AUGGUUAAAGUUUAUUUUGAUCUUGAUUCAGAAAAUGAAGAAGAAAAUUAUGAAGAAGUUUAUGCUACUCUAAGAGAUGCCAAGGAGAAAAGUAAAAGGAUGUCUGAAUCUCAACAAAAAAUGAGAUUAAGAAGUAGAAAUAUAAGUAAACCAAUUCUUCUUACUACUCUGAUGAAUAUUGAAGAAGGAAUUUUAACUCCAAAGGAUAAGAAACCUUAA
Molecule: messenger RNA, 219 nt
Organism: Funneliformis mosseae
Lineage: Eukaryota; Fungi; Glomeromycota; Glomeromycetes; Glomerales; Glomeraceae
Source: the annotation of a GenBank genome assembly